AUGGACGUCUCAUUUACGCAUUGUGUACUUCCGGGUAUUCCCUCGCUCAUUUCGAAGAUGUGUGAAGAUUGUGUUAAGGAAGAGUUUCCAGAUCGGGGCAGUAUGUGUGUGGACAGUGGGUCAUACAUGGUGAACUAUGCCCAGUGUGCCGAUUGCAAGAUUCGGGGGGAGGUGAAGGUCAUCAACAGAGUUUGCAUCGAGGAGGAAAACGGAGAUGAAGUCAUUACUUAUCAGCAUGUGUGCAAGUCUUGUGAACAUGUCAUAGGAGAUCAUGAAUACAUCUUCAGAGUUGAGGAUGAUUAUCAGGUGUACGAGAUGUCCUGUUUACUGUGUGGGAAUGGUGAAGAUGAGAGAAGCAUAUUGCCAGUUGACCCCCAGAAACAGCUAGCAUUUUUCUGACAGGUGGUCAUGAUGAUUGUGUGAAAGAACUCCAAGUACACCAGGCCCAACCUGAGGGGUACCUAAAAAACACCAGGUCUGAUGAGUUUUUAAAUAAUGUAACAGACCAGACCAAUUGAGUACCUCGAAACUCACCCUUACAUCUUUCAGUCCAGUAACAUUUGUACAACUGUAAUUUACAUGCAUAGACACUUUUAGAAACUCAUGGGUGCCUCCAAAUACACCAAGGCCUGACCUCAUAGGUGCCUUGAAUACAUAAGGUCUGACCUUGUGGGUGCCUCCAAAUACGUCCAGACCUGACCUCAUGGGUACCUGGAAUACAUAAGGUCUGACCUUGUGGGUGCCUCCAAAUACACCCAGACCUGACCUCAUGGGUACCUUGAAUACAUAAGGUCUGACCUUGUGGGUGCCUCCAAAUACGUCCAGACCUGACCUCAUGGGGUACCUUGAAUACAUAAGGUCUGACCUUGUGGGUGCCUCCAAAUACGUCCAGACCUGACCUCAUGGGUGCCUUGAAUACGUAAGGUCUGAUCUUGUGGGUGCCUCCAAGUACACCUAGGCCUGACCUCAUGGGCACCUCCAAGUACACCCAGGCCUGACCUCAUGAGCACCUCCAAGUACACCCAGGCCUGACCUCAUGAGCACCUCCAAGUACACCCAGGCCUAACCUCAUGAGCACCUCCAAGUACACCCAAGCCUGACCUCAUGGGUGCCUUGAAAACAUAAGGUCUGAUCUUGUGGGUGCCUCUAAAUACACCCAGGCCUGACCUCAUGAGUACCUCCAAGUACACCCAGGCUUGACCUCAUGGGUGCCUUGAAAACAUAAGGUCUGAUCUUGUGGGUGCCUCUAAAUACACCCAGGCCUGACCUCAUGAGUACCUCCAAGUACACCAAGGCCUGACCUCAUGGGUGCCUUGAAUGUGUAAGGUCUGAUCUUGUGGGUGUCUCCAAAUACACCUAGGCCUGACCUCAUGGGCACCUCCAAGUAUACCCAGGCCUGACCUCAUGAGCACCUGCAAGUACACCCAGGCCUGACCUCAUAGGUGCCUUGAAUACAUAAGGUCUGAUCUUGUGGGUGCCUCCAAAUACACCCGGCCUGACCUCAUGGUGCCUUGAAAACAUAAGGUCUGAUCUUGUGAGUGCCUCCAAAUACACCCAGGCCUGACCUCAUGAGUACCUCCAAGUACACCCAGGCCUGAUCUCAUGGGCACCUCCAAGUACACCCAGGCCUGACCUCAUGGGCACCUCCAAGUACACCCAGGCCUGACCUCAUGGGCAUCUCCAAGUACACCAGGUCCAACCUGAGGGGUACCUGCAAACACCCAGGUCGGAUGGGUGUUAAUAAUGUACCAUACCAGACCUAAUGAGUACCUACAAACUCCACCUAACAUGUUUCAGUCCAGCAACUAUAUUUACAACUGUAAUACAACCUUGCCACACUGGACAAUCAAUCUGUCCCUUUUAGACAGAGUAUAUGCAGAGACAUUAUCAGGAAAAAUAUAAGCUACAGAAGUUGUAGACUUUCACAAGACUGUGGGUUUACUUCAAAGUGCAUGUUACAUCCAUCAUAAUGAUGUCAUCCACUGGUACAGCUGAACCCUGCCGAAUUGUGACUGGUGAUUGUUGCAGCAUUGCUUUCAUUUCUUGUACAUGUUCACGUGCAUGCUCUAACACUAGUGCUACCACAGUGAAUAUAUAGCAGUAUUGCAAUUUAGGGCCUUUUAUGGUCGUCUGAAAUAUAUAAGCAACAAAGGCGCAGUUUUAAGUUAUUUGAAAUCCCAUACCUAAUUUGGAUUUUAGUUAAAACUUAAGUUUGUUAACUAAAAUACAGUCUUAAAACAUGUUUCAUGUUAUUAGUUUAGAACUGUGAUUGUGCAUGAUUAAUCCAUAGUCAGACUCAGUGUAAUAGUACCCGGAUGCCUUGGGACGUUGUUUAUAUCAAUCACACCAUCACAUGGUCAUCAUAUUGAAAGUAUACUGUAUCUGUGAUACUUUCUGUUAUAAUAGAGACUUGUUAAUGAAUAUAAUUUUCUCUAGUCACUACAGGGCUGAGAUAUUGCCGAUGCCCUCACUUCCUCAUUCAUAUUGGAAAUGUCAUUUGUGUUCAUCACCAUGUACCAUAGGAUAUUUGAUAUGCAGUAAUAAAUGUGUUUCU
This is a messenger RNA of Haliotis rubra (blacklip abalone), 2554 nucleotides long. RefSeq names its product protein Churchill-like. Gene Ontology annotation, molecular function: zinc ion binding. Bases 1 to 399 code for a protein of 132 amino acids. The record is from RefSeq and is a predicted model, not a curated record. Lineage: Eukaryota; Metazoa; Mollusca; Gastropoda; Lepetellida; Haliotidae. The transcript is spliced from 4 exons. Gene Ontology annotation, biological process: positive regulation of DNA-templated transcription; fibroblast growth factor receptor signaling pathway; multicellular organism development.